AUGGAGGACAACGAGAGCGAGACAGAGAAGAGGGAGAAAGACUCGUCCAAGAGCGACAGAGUGACUCUGAAGAAAGAAAUUGGACUUUUGAGCGCUUGCGCUAUUAUCAUCGGGAACAUCAUUGGCUCUGGUAUAUUCAUCUCACCUAAAGGAGUGUUGGAACAUGCCGGCUCAGUGGGGCUGUCACUCAUCGUCUGGGUUUGUGGAGGGGGGAUCUGUGCCCUUGGGUCCAUGUGCUAUGCUGAGCUGGGUGUCACCAUCCCGAAGUCUGGAGGAGACUAUUCAUAUGUGACAGAGAUCUUUGGCGGGCUUGUUGGCUUCCUGUUGUUAUGGAGUGCCGUCCUCAUCAUGUAUCCGACCACACUGGCUGUCAUCGCACUCACCUUCUCCAAUUACGUCUUGCAGCCAGCCUUCCAGGACUGCCUCCCUCCAUACAUCGCCACCAGACUCCUCGCCACGAUCUGUAUCUUGUUCCUGACCUGGGUGAACUGCUCGAGUGUACGCUGGGCAACCAGGAUCCAGGAUGUUUUCACCGUAGCAAAGUUGCUCGCGCUGGUACUCAUCAUAGUGGUGGGACUUGUCCAAAUAUGUAGAGGUCACUACGAUCACCUGCGCCCCAGUGUGGCCUUUGAGUUCCGUCAGGACCCGUCAGUGGGACAGAUUGCUCUGGCCUUCCUCCAGGCCUCCUUUGCCUACAGCGGCUGGAAUUUCCUCAACUAUGUCACAGAGGAGAUUGUGGAGCCACGCAAAAACCUGCCUCGUGCCAUCUACAUUUCCAUCCCACUGGUGACCCUGGUGUACACUUUGACCAACAUUGCCUACUUCUCCUCCAUGUCCCCUGAGGAGCUGCUGGCCUCCAAUGCUGUGGCAGUGACAUUCGGGGAAAAGCUUCUGGGGAUGUUUUCCUGGGUGAUGCCGAUCUCGGUAGCACUGUCCACCUUUGGAGGAAUCAAUGGAUAUCUGUUCACCUCCUCCAGAUUGUGCUUCUCAGGGGCCAGAGAGGGUCAUCUGCCCUAUCUGCUGGCCAUGAUCCACCUAAAGAACUGCACUCCCAUCCCCGCCCUGCUGGUCUGUUGCGCUGCCACAAUAUUCAUCCUGUGUGUUGGAGAGACACACAACCUGAUCAACUAUGUGUCCUUUAUCAACUAUCUGUCCUAUGGGGUAACCAUCGCCGGCCUCCUCUACCUUCGCAAGAAGAGACCCAACCUACUCAGACCCAUCAAGGUGAACCUGUUGAUCCCCAUCACCUACCUGAUUUUCUGGGUAGUGCUGCUGUGCUUUAGUCUCUACUCUGAGCCGGUGGUGUGUGGCCUGGGCAUGGUCAUCAUGCUGACCGGAGUCCCUGUGUACUUUGUGGGGGUUCACUGGAGGAACAAACCCAAAUGGAUCCACAUGGUAGUCGAAAAAUGCACUUAUGUGGGCCAGAAGUUGUGUUACGUGGUGUUUCCUCAGGGAGAUCCUUCAGAGACUGAACCCCUCACUUCCUCCAAAGCCACGGACUGA
This is a messenger RNA of Limanda limanda (common dab), 1503 nucleotides long. It is a transcript of the gene slc7a10a, whose product is annotated as solute carrier family 7 member 10a. The transcript has 11 exons. Gene Ontology annotation, biological process: D-serine transmembrane transport; amino acid transmembrane transport; D-alanine transmembrane transport. Gene Ontology annotation, cellular component: membrane. NCBI's taxonomy places the organism in Eukaryota, Metazoa, Chordata, Actinopteri, Pleuronectiformes, Pleuronectidae. Gene Ontology annotation, molecular function: L-amino acid transmembrane transporter activity; neutral L-amino acid transmembrane transporter activity. The coding region runs from base 1 to 1503 and encodes 500 amino acids. The record is from RefSeq and is a predicted model, not a curated record.